GGCUCCGCCACCCCCGCCCGGCGCGGCAGCCGCAGGGAGGGGUCCGGGAAGGCGGAGCCAGCGGCGGCCCUGGCUCGGGGCACUCGCGCGGCUCCCGUUCGCGGAGCACACAUCCCGGCGCGACGAGGGUCCUUCGGAGAGCGAGCGGGAGUCGGUGCUCGGCCUCCUGCGGGGAGCAGCCCGAGGAAUCUGCAGGGAGUGGUCGGGAGGUGACAACGCCAGCAUGCCAGUGCUAUCGGAGGACUCUGGUUUGCAUGAAACCCUGGCCCUGCUGACCUCCCAGCUCAGACCUGACUCCAACCACAAGGAGGAGAUGGGCUUCCUGAGGGAUGUUUUCAGUGAAAAAAGCCUCAGUUACUUAAUGAAGAUUCAUGAGAAGCUUCGCUAUUAUGAAAGGCAAAGUCCAACCCCAGUUCUGCACAGCGCUGUGGCCCUCGCUGAGGAUGUGAUGGAGGAGUUGCAGGCCGCCUCUGUGCACAGUGAUGAGAGGGAGCUGCUCCAGCUGCUGUCCACCCCGCACCUGAGGGCUGUGCUCAUGGUACAUGACACGGUUGCCCAGAAGAAUUUUGACCCUAUUCUCCCGCCUCUGCCUGACAAUAUCGAUGAGGAUUUUGAUGAGGAAUCGGUGAAGAUCGUCCGCUUGGUGAAGAACAAGGAACCCCUGGGUGCCACCAUCCGGCGGGACGAGCACUCAGGGGCUGUUGUGGUGGCCAGGAUCAUGCGAGGAGGCGCAGCAGACAGGAGCGGCCUGGUCCACGUUGGAGAUGAGCUCCGAGAAGUCAACGGGAUUGCAGUCCUGCACAAGCGGCCCGACGAGAUCAGCCAGAUUCUGGCCCAGUCCCAGGGAUCCAUCACCCUAAAAAUCAUCCCAGCCACCCAGGAGGAAGAUCGCUUAAAAGAGAGCAAGGUGUUCAUGCGCGCCCUCUUCCACUACAACCCUCGGGAGGACCGGGCCAUCCCUUGCCAGGAGGCGGGCCUGCCCUUCCAGUGCAGGCAAGUCCUGGAGGUAGUGAGCCAGGAUGACCCCACGUGGUGGCAAGCCAAGCGAGUCGGGGACACCAACCUUCGAGCCGGCCUCAUCCCCUCCAAGCGGUUCCAGGAGAGACGACUAAGCUACCGGAGAGCCGCGGGCACCCUGCCGAGCCCCCAGAGCCUCAAGAAGCCCCCCUAUGAUCAGCCUUGUGACAAAGAAACCUGUGACUGUGAGGGCUACCUCAAAGGGCACUAUGUGGCUGGUCUUCGGAGGAGCUUCCGGCUGGGCUGUAGGGAGAGACUGGGUGGCUCGCAGGAAGGGAAGAUGUCCUCCGGAGCUGAGUCUCCGGAGCUGCUGACUUACGAGGAGGUGGCCAGGUACCAACACCAGCCCGGAGAGCGGCCCCGCCUGGUGGUUCUGAUCGGGUCUCUGGGAGCCCGACUGCACGAGCUGAAGCAAAAGGUGGUGGCUGAGAACCCACAGCACUUUGGCGUCGCUGUUCCACAUACCACGAGGCCCCGAAAGAGUCAUGAGAAGGAAGGAGUGGAAUAUCACUUUGUGUCUAAGCAAGCAUUUGAGGCCGACUUACAUCACAACAAGUUCCUGGAACAUGGUGAAUAUAAGGAAAAUCUCUAUGGAACCAGCCUGGAGGCCAUUCAGGCUGUUAUGGCCAAAAACAAAGUUUGUUUGGUGGACGUGGAGCCGGAAGCACUGAAACAACUGAGGACCUCAGAAUUUAAACCCUAUAUUAUAUUUGUAAAGCCUGCAAUUCAGGAAAAAAGAAAAACGCCACCUAUGUCCCCAGCUUGUGAGGACACGGCAGCCCCAUUUGAUGAGCAGCAGCAAGAGAUGGCCGCUUCUGCCGCCUUCAUAGACCAGCAUUAUGGGCACCUGGUAGACGCUGUGCUGGUGAAGGAGGAUCUCCAGGGUGCCUACAGCCAGCUCAAAGUGGUCUUAGAGAAGCUGAGCAAGGACACUCACUGGGUACCUGUUAGUUGGGUCAGGUAACUUUAUCCCAGAACAUCCAAGCUGGACGGGACCUUGAAGAUCAUCUAGUCCAGACUCCCUCAUUUUACCAUCAAGGAAUCUCAAGUGCAGAGAGGGGGAGAAUUCUCCACAAAUUCCAUCAUCGAGAAGAGUAUAAGUGGGAAGUCUUGUUUGUUGUUGGUUUUUGUCUGUUGUUUUUCACUGCACCUCUUUGGAUCAUGAUUUGAAAGGGGCAUAUUAGAAAACAACACAUUUCCUUUAUUAAAGUAUCACAGGCAAGCUGACCCUGAUUCUUUGUACCAAA
Molecule: messenger RNA, 2264 nt
Organism: Pongo pygmaeus (Bornean orangutan)
Lineage: Eukaryota; Metazoa; Chordata; Mammalia; Primates; Hominidae
Gene: MPP3
Product: MAGUK p55 scaffold protein 3
Exons: 20
Coding region: 224-1981 (585 amino acids)
Molecular function (GO): protein binding
Source: RefSeq, a predicted model, not a curated record